This is a messenger RNA of Syzygium oleosum, 833 nucleotides long. RefSeq lists its product as uncharacterized. The record is from RefSeq and is a predicted model, not a curated record. Gene Ontology annotation, cellular component: RNA polymerase III complex; RNA polymerase I complex. Lineage: Eukaryota; Viridiplantae; Streptophyta; Magnoliopsida; Myrtales; Myrtaceae. Gene Ontology annotation, molecular function: DNA-directed RNA polymerase activity; DNA binding; protein dimerization activity. Gene Ontology annotation, biological process: DNA-templated transcription. The transcript is spliced from 5 exons. The coding region runs from base 1 to 351 and encodes 116 amino acids.
AUGAAAAUGUUUUUGUUGCUGGUGGAACACGCAUCCUUUGGAGAUCAACGGAAUGCCACAUUUUCUCUUGCUGAGGAGGAUCAUACACUUGCAAAUGCCCUCAGAUUUACCUUGAAUCAAGAUCCACGGGUAAUAUUUUGUGGUUACAGCAUUCCUCAUCCUUCGGAUGCCCGGGUUAAUGUUAGAGUUCAAACGACAGAUGAGCCAUCAAGAGAGGUAUUGAAAGAUGCAUGCCAAGAUCUGAUGCUGAUGUGUCAACACAUAAGGAGCACAUUCGAUAAUGCGGUCAACGAUUUUAGAACGAAAAAUGCUCCUGAUAAUCAUCCUUCCGAGGACAUGGACUCAGAUUGAAGGUGAUCUUAAAUUUCUACAUGCACUUAAUAGAGCAAUCCUUUGUAUUUGUACCAUGCAAUUAUGCCGACAUACAAUAAGAUGGUCAUGAUGGUGCAAGCGACGUUGGUCCAUAUGAAGUCUUCCUGGGACCGAUUUGGGGGAUGCCAAAGUGUGAUGGAUAUGUUAAUGCCCAUCACGCCGGCGAGGACUAUGUACCCGCUGAUCACCAGAAUAGCAGUUGUUAUCAGCACUCCCAUCUGCAGAAGAUUGUUUUGUUUGUCAUCCAACAUGAUGUUAACAUAGUCCUCCGUGUCGUCGACGUACUCCCUCAGCUUUAAGAUCGGAAAAAAUAAGAAAAGGACUAACGAGUUUAGCUAUUAAUUCACAGCGAAAAGGUUGUUCAGUGUCUCUUUUUGGGUAUGUGCUUUCAUAAGAUAUUUAAUUUGUCAUCAGAGAGAAAGUAUGAGAUUCAUACUGUAGAGAGCUUGUUAAGUGUGCCA